UAACUUUUUUUUUUUACGUCUCGUUGGCUUGUUUGAUAUUUUGCAGAGUGAAUUAAAAAAUAAACCUUUAAAGUAUAUUCAUUUAUUCCAAGUAUUUUUUUAUAAAGUACUCGGUUUUUCAUAGAGUGAUGCGUUUGCAAUAAAAUAUUUAUCAUGAGUGAAAUGGAAUCUUCAUUGUAUGAACUGGAAAGAAUAAAUGAGUACAGAGAAUUAGUUUCCAGCCAAGGAAACCUUUUAACUGGAUUGCUUGAAGAAAAAGACAACCAUAAAAGCGAAACUGAAAAUCGUAACUUGUGUAAAUAUGUUGAAAUAUCAUAUGGAGAAGAUCCACUUGUUGCCGAUGAAACUGUGAAAAAAGUAAACAAUACUUCUCAACAUAAACUUGCCAACGAUGAAGGUUAUAACAGUCACUCUAGUGGGGAGAGUGCUCCUCUUCUUAAAGCAUCUUCUUUAAAUAAACAAGACGAAGCUGGUUAUGAAGUUCCUGACAUCGUUGUCAAACCAGGACAAAAUUUUCCUCGUAGAGCAAAUGAAAAAAAGUUAUCUAUUGCAAAAAUGUGGCAGCGAUAUAGUAAUGAUUUUAAAGAAACCAACAAAAAUGAAGACCAAAAGAACUAUUAUGAACCACCUUCUGAUUCUCUUCAUAACUACUUUCUUGCACAAUAUCGUUAUCCUGUUAUUCGUUUCAUCGUUUGUCUUAUUUUUUCUUUAAUAGUGGCAUCGAGUCUUUUAUUAUUGUUAUAUUUAAUUGCUGGAAUCGAUAUAAUGUUAUGCAUUGUUUUGUCAAUUAUUGUGCAUUUAUUGGUACUGAUUAUGACUGUAACAUUGAUAAAUCGUCAUAUUUUAUGUAUUGCUACGUUACUUUUACCCAGCAUGUUUUCAUCACGCGCAAAACUGAGUAUAGUAAUUUUUAUACUGUUAUUAUUAGUCAUUGGACCUAUUGUAGGAAUAGCCGAGAAACUAAAUAUUGCAAGGACGUGUCAUAAUGAAAAGCUUGAAGCUCAUUUACACAAAAAUGAAACAGUAGAUUAUAAUUUUACAGAAAAUUCAAAAGUUUAUGAAAGUUGUUCGUUAGUUUUGUUGCGUGUUCACAAAUAUUGUCAAAAAAUGGUUGACCAUUUAAUGAAAAAUUGUGCCAGUAAAUUGUUAUCAUCAUCUGAAAGAAAACUUUGUAAUCUAACUCACGAAUCCUUGUGCGGUUUAAAUGAAACAGCCCUUCAAAAGUGCUCAAUGAAAACAGAGAUAACAUAUAAACCAGUUUUGUUUCAAUUUCAUUCGAAUGUUGUUAUAUCGCAAAUAAUUAUGUAUUUUAUGCCUUUCUUGUCAUUACUGUUCAUCUCAGAAGCUUACCGAUACAACAAAGAUUAUUUAACUAAAAAAGAUGAAGAUAAUAUUUACAUAACCCCCGCAUUGCAAAGUUUAGAUCGUGAGAGGAAGAAUCGCGGUCUUUGUGAUUUUGUCGUCCCAUUAACAAGGAUAGAAUUUCAAACUUAUUUGAUACGUAAAAAUUUUUCGUUAUCACGAUGCGAAUGCCUCGCUAUUUUUAAAUGGUUUGUUAUCGCGCUCAGUUGCGGUCUGCUUGUAUUAGUUGUUGUUCUUUUAGAUGAUUGGAUAAAUAGUGCUUUAGAAAACGUACUGAAGUUACAAUGUAAAUAUAACUUUGAUCAUUAUGCUAAUAAAAAGUACCGCAACGUCAUUUAUGCAAUGCUUUGCUUUUUAGUUCUACUGAUAAUGUUUCAAAGUUAUGUAUUGAGGCUAAGAAGUGUUAUAUGCGAUUAUUUUUAUUUUGAUGUUGUCAAUAUUCGCUCGAAGCAUUUAUACUACAAGAUACUUCAUGAUCGACAUUCAUUUGCUCGACAUGUUCGUCGUAAAGUAGAACUAAUGUCGGAACAAAAACGUUUAGCAUCAAAAAUAUCAUUUGCUUCAAAAGUUUUUGAACUGUUACCACAGCAGGCGCAAAACGCAUGUUUGAAACUGGCAAUACGCUCUUGCAUGGUGUGCGAUUCGUUGACCUAUUAUAAAACUGUUGAAUGCGAGCAACAGUCUUGCAAAGCUCAUUAUUGUUUUGAAUGUUUUGUUGACGCUGGUCAGUGUUGUUUAAGGUGUCAAAACAGUGAGAAUAGUAACAAAAUUAGAGAAAUCACCUCAGUACCUGUUAGAAAAAGUACCUCUGUACCUGUUUCAGUAUCUGUUUAGUUUUAAAUAUACCUAAAAAUAUAAAAAUAUUUUAUCUCAA
Messenger RNA from Hydra vulgaris (swiftwater hydra), 2236 nucleotides. RefSeq lists its product as uncharacterized. Gene Ontology annotation, cellular component: membrane. Lineage: Eukaryota; Metazoa; Cnidaria; Hydrozoa; Anthoathecata; Hydridae. The record is from RefSeq and is a predicted model, not a curated record.